Molecule: messenger RNA, 477 nt
Organism: Trachymyrmex septentrionalis
Lineage: Eukaryota; Metazoa; Arthropoda; Insecta; Hymenoptera; Formicidae
Exons: 2
Coding region: 71-433 (120 amino acids)
Source: RefSeq, a predicted model, not a curated record
UCUGUCAUUUAAUGUGAUUAUCGUGCUCGAUUUUAUCAGUUCAUCUCAAGUGUGUUUUGCGAUUUUUACAAUGAAUGAAAAGAUCGAACAAAGAAUUUGUCUCAAAUUUUGUAUUGCAAAUAGAAUUUCGUGUGCCGAAUCGCUGAAGAUGUUACAGAAGGCUUACGGUGAAUCGACUUUAUCAAAAACACGUGCAUAUGAAUGGUACAGUGCAUUGAAAAGCGGUCGAGAUGUGGUGAAAGAUUUGCCUCGCUCUGGUCGGCCAUCAACGUCUUCAACUGAAGUUAACAUCGAUAAAGUGAAGGAAAUGGUGAUUGAAAAUCGUCAUUUCAGUUUGAGAGAGAUAGCCGCUGAACUUACGGUGUCUCACGAAUCAAAUUCGUCGAAAAAGGCCAGAUUUGUGGAAAACAAACUCAUGGAUUUUGCACCAUGAUAAUGCACCAUCUCACAAGGCUAUCAUUGUGAACGAAUUUCUGA